Molecule: messenger RNA, 4795 nt
Organism: Trematomus bernacchii (emerald rockcod)
Lineage: Eukaryota; Metazoa; Chordata; Actinopteri; Perciformes; Nototheniidae
Product: collagen alpha-1(XXVIII) chain-like
Exons: 35
Coding region: 36-3677 (1213 amino acids)
Molecular function (GO): serine-type endopeptidase inhibitor activity
Source: RefSeq, a predicted model, not a curated record
AGCUGCUGACCUUCGACCUGGCACAGACAUGUUCCAUGCAUUUCUGGGAAGUCAUGCUGCCUUCUCUGCACUGGCUCCUGCUCCUGUGGGGACUUCAAGGUCUCUGUGCACAGGACUAUGGUGAAGACUAUGAGGAAGAGGUGGUGACCACCAAGAAGAAGCUCAAAGUAAUUCCCUCCAAUUCCAUACCGCAGAAAUCACUCAUAGAUGAAGAUUGCAGUUUGGAGAUAGCCUUCCUGAUCGACAGCUCGGAGAGCGCCAAGGACAACCAUGCCCAGGAGAAGCGCUUCGCCUCGGACGUGAUGGGCCGGCUCCAGAACCUUCAGCUGCAGACGGGCCGGGGCCUCAGCUCCAGGGCCGCCCUCCUCCAGUACAGCAGCCAUGUCAUCAUAGAGCAGACCUUCAAACAGUGGAAGGGUAUUGAAGACUUCAAGGCUCGAAUCACACCCAUCGCGUACAUCGGUCACGGCACCUACACCACCUACGCCAUCACCAACCUCACCCGUAUCUACCUGGAGGAGUCGGGUCCCAGCAGCAUCAAGGUGGCCGUCCUGCUCUUCGACGGCGUCUCACACCCGAGGAACCCAGAUAUAUUUUCGGCCGUGGCUGAUGCCAAAAACCAGGGCAUCCGGUUCUUCACCAUCGGCAUCACACCUGAAGCCAACGAGCAGGCCAACGUAGCCCAGCUGCGGCUAAUCGCUAGCUCCCCUGCCUCCCGCUACCUUCACAACCUGCAGGACCGAGCUAUUGUGGAUAAAUUCAUCAAGGAGAUUACGGCUCUGGCAGAUGAAGGGUGUCCUCUGGCCCAGAGCAAGUGUGCUUGUGACAAGGGUGAGAGGGGACCCAGCGGCCCUGCUGGCAAGAAGGGCCGUCCUGGAGAAGAUGGAAACCCCGGCACGAAAGGACACAAGGGUGAGGGUGGGCUCAGUGGACUUCCUGGUCGGGAAGGAUCUGAGGGGAAAUCUGGAUACAAAGGAGAGAAGGGAGAGAGAGGGGAGUGUGGCACUCCUGGAAUCAAGGGAGACAGAGGUCCUGAAGGUACACUCGGCCCAAGAGGAAAUCGUGGACUCCAGGGUUCAGUUGGUCCACCUGGCGACAAUGGGCCUGAAGGUCCAAUGGGUAAAAAAGGGGAAAGGGGACUUUCUGGGCCACCUGGAAUCCAAGGGGAAACUGGGAUCGGCCUUCCGGGACCCAAGGGUGCUGUGGGUUACCACGGGCCUACAGGGCCUUCUGGUCCUCAGGGACUUGGCGAGCCUGGACCACCGGGGCCUCAAGGGUCACAGGGAGUCCAAGGAGAAAGAGGACAGAUCGGAGAGGGUCUCCCUGGACCAAAGGGCGGGCGAGGCUUGGACGGGCCGCGGGGGCUCCGAGGACAGCCGGGCGUCGGACUCAAAGGAGACAAGGGGGACUUCGGCCCCCCGGGUCUUCCAGGGCCACUCGGCCUCCCAGGAGUUGGCAUACAGGGCGAGAAGGGUGUGGAAGGACCAAGGGGCCCAUUGGGGAGCAGAGGCCCCGCAGGAGAGGGCUUUGCUGGAUCCAAGGGGGACCAGGGGUUGCCGGGCGAGGUUGGCGGCCCAGGAGAGAGAGGGGCCGGAGACCCUGGAGCGAAGGGGGAGCCGGGGUCUACGGGGCUGUCCGGUCUGCCCGGCCUGCCAGGGGAGGACGGAGCCCCGGGACAGAAGGGAGAGACAGGACCCACAGGCCUCAGGGGGUUAGAGGGGACCCCUGGAAUUGGCAUCCAGGGUGAGAAGGGCGACCAAGGCCAGAGAGGGAUCCGGGGCCUGCACGGCCCCCCCGGCAUCGCUGGGCCCUCAGGACCAAAGGGAGAACCAGGGGCGCAGGGCAGGGGGGGCUCAGCCGGGCCCCCAGGACGCUUCGUCUCUGGGCCAAAGGGUGAUGUUGGCCCGAGUGGUCCUCCUGGUCCGCUCGGUGAGACUGGCUACGGACUUCCUGGUCCAAAGGGGGACCGUGGAGACUUUGGCCCUUCAGGUCCAUUCGGCCCCAAAGGAGAGGGCUUCCCCGGCCCCUCGGGCCCUCCUGGUCUGCCUGGACUCACAGGAGAACCCGGACAGGAAGGAGUGGGCAUCCCUGGACCAAAGGGGGAUGUCGGUUACCGAGGGUUGCCAGGUUUGCCAGGACCUCUGGGCGAGGGCCUCCAAGGACCUCUGGGUAACGCUGGGCGGCCUGGCCCCUCAGGGCCGACAGGGCCACAAGGACAAGGAGUUCAGGGACCAAAGGGGGAGCAGGGGUCCCAGGGUGUGACAGGGACGAGGGGGUUGCCUGGAGAAGGCUUUUCUGGAGCUAAAGGUGACCGAGGCUCUGGAGGGGAGAGGGGGCUGAAGGGAAUCAAAGGAGAGCUGGGAGACCCUGGAAACGCUGGGCAGCCUGGCAGCUCUGGUGUCAAAGGUGAAGCCGGCCUCACUAGGGACGACAUCAUUCGGAUGAUCAAAGAGAUCUGUGGAUGUGGGAUCAAGUGUAAGGAGAGGCCCAUGGAGCUGGUGUUUGUCAUUGACAGCUCAGAGAGCGUGGGCCCGGAUAACUUUGAGAUCAUCAAGGACUUUGUGGCGGCGCUGGUGGACCGCGUCACGGUGGGCCGCAACGCCACCAGGAUCGGCCUGGUGCUGUACAGCCUGGAGGUGAAGCUGGUGUUCAACCUGGCCCGCUACAACACCAAGCAGGACAUCAAGCAGGCCAUCAGGAACAUCCCGUACAUGGGAGAGGGCACUUACACCGGGACAGCCAUCCGUAAAGCCACCCAGGACGCGUUCUACAGCUCCCGUGUGGGGGUCAGCAAAGUGGCCAUCGUGAUCACUGACGGGCAGACGGACAAGCGGGAGCCGGUGAAGCUGGAUCUGGCCGUACGAGAAGCUCACGCCGCCAAUAUCGAGAUGUUCGCUCUGGGGAUUGUGAACACCUCAGACCCAACACAGGCCGAAUUCAUGAGAGAACUCAAUCUGAUCGCCUCGGACCCCGACACCGAGCACAUGUUCCUCAUCGACGACUUCAACACUCUGCCAGCGCUGGAGUCCAAGUUGGUCAGCCAGUUCUGUGAGGACGAGAAUGGAGCCCUGAUAUAUAACAGAAUAACAAAUGGCUACAACGGCAAUGGGAACAACGGAUACAGGAACGGAAACAACGGGAAGUACGCCGUUGGAGGAUAUCCCUUCAGGCCUUCCACUGAGCAGCAGGUUCGUAACACCGGCACCAACACAGGGGUCCAGGUCGACUCCAAACAGCAGGGCGGCACAGGGUCCAGCACAGGGUCCAGCACAGGGUCCAGCAAAGGAUCCAGCACAGGACAUGGAGGAGGAAGUCAGUAUGUGUUGACUGGAAACGAGCGCGGGGACACAUUUAACCGCAACACCUCAGAGGGAGAGGAAUCCUCCAGUACGAGAGGCUCCUCCUCCUCCUCAUCUUCUUCCUCAAGAACAACCAUAUCAUCCUCGGGAGUAUCCAUAGAGCGCGUGAAGCCAGCUCUUCCCAAAGAGAGCGUGCCGCUGGACCCUCACUGCGGCCUGGUUCUGGACCAGGGCACGUGUCGAGACUACAACAUCCGCUGGUACUACGACAAGCAGGCCAACGCCUGCGCACAGUUCUGGUACGGAGGCUGCAACGGCAACAAGAACCGCUUUGACACGGAGGACGAGUGCAAGAGGACGUGUGUGAUCAUCGCCUGAUAUCUGGUGACUCAUCCCUUCAAUGUUAACAUGUCACUCACACCUAGCCUGUCAUACAGAGAAAUUGACACAAUUUCCUCAGCUGAAAUGAGGACAUAAGAAUGUUAUUGGUUCAAAAGUACUGACUUUUAUGGGGUUUUUUUCAGGAUGCUGAGUGAAGGCAUCUGUCAAACAUCUGCUGUAGGAGAGGCAGCUAACAUCAGCUAUUUUUCAUAGGGUUGUGUAGUUUCUGCAUAAUCCUCCGGCAUUUACAUUUACACUGAUGUUCUAUAUCCCUGUUACAAUUAUGUCUGUCCUGUUUAACUCAUUGUAAAAUCAUCUUCCUGUAAUUAUAGUGAAAGAGAUCCCAUUUUGACAGAUACCUCCGUUGUUUUUUAUCUCAGCAUCUAACUCAGGAGAUAGUCCAGCGCUCCUACUCAGGAAUACAGAUGAGCUUCACUGUGUGCGUUCUUUUUCCAGGGAUCCCCACACCUCUCGGACACGAUCACGUUUGUGAGAGCUGCAAAGAUUGUGAAAAAAAUGACUGACCAGUAAAUCCUCUGGUACCUUGUCAGGGUCAGAAUCAGAAAUCAAUGUGCCACAAUAGUGUAGUGUAGCCGUUCAUUUUUUUACUCCAAAAUAUAAAUGUAUGUCCUUUUUUAGUGCAUCAUCGCAAGAGCCAAUAACACACAAAUGAAGCCUCUCAUUACUUAUAUCAAUAACAUGUAUGUUGUCCUUAUAUAUAAAUGACUGAUGCUCUGUAACUUCAUGGAAUAACUGCAUUUGAAUGUGUUUUGUUUGUUGAAUUAAAAUGUGAUUUUUUUUUUAAUGUUUUUUUUCUUAUUACUGCUUAUAUUUGCAGUAAACUGAUGGACGGACUCACAUACACACACACACACACACACACACACACACACACACACACACACACACACACACACACACACACACACACUGCCCUCUACUGGGUAACACAUGCUCAUGUCACUGAAGUGUUACCACAGUACAACAUACUAUGACUGUACUUCCAUUGUUGGUUUGUCACUAUAUUACCCAUCUGUACUGUAUACAUCCAUAUUGUACUGUUACAUGUUCAACAUUUGAUGUCAAACAUUCUAAAUAAAUCUGAUCCAAACUAA